CUGCCGUAGGACUUGCAACGUCGGCGCUGUCUCUCCGGAACACAGGCUCGAAAUUCUCCGUAAGUGUCCGUCAGAUCAUAGGAUGAAUCGACGUCGUUUCACAGGCACAGAGUUUUCAUUGUGGAUUCAGUCACAGCUGGCUCAAAUGGAUUUAAGUGCGACAUAAGAGGAUUAAUGGAUUCGACAAAGGAGACGCGCGUCGAACCUACAACUCAUAUUAAUUUCAUGGAGCGAAGAUCCACUGAGUGCGUUUUGAAGCUUCAUUUAAAAUCGAACGCCAAAACGAAGCACGCACGACGUUUCUGCUCCUAGAGAAUACGCCGAACGCAGACAAUUGUGUUCCGGAACAGAAUGGAUAUUCGCUGGCUCCUAAGAAUAGACUGUGAUUUUCCUUGCAGUUCCAGGACGUAGGAACGUAGCUCACAAAAGUGUAGCGUUCACAAAGAAAGAACAAUUCUGUAGCACAAUAUAGACCGAGACACAUCGUUUGUGAUAGGAGUACUAAAAAUAUAAGAGUCCCAGGUCGAGAGUGAAAGGAAUUUCAGAAAUUCCGAGACGAAAAAUGGUGACGUCGGAGAACAAGGAACGAGAGCCCCCAAUGCCCCUGCAUCAUCUGCACCCAAACACGAAGGGGCACAGCCCCCAGACCAUGGCAUGGUACAGGCCGGACCCAGCUCCAGUGCUCAGCAAAUUUCCAGGUGGGGAUCAGAGUGGGACAAACAACUCCGCCUUCCACCCGGUCAGCCCCUAUGACCGGGCAAAACCCCGCCCGGUGGUGUUAAAGUUUUAUCCCGCGGUGGAGGAAAACACGCAGGUGACCUGGUGCUGCUGCACAGGUGCCAAUUACAGAUGUUCCAUCGCCGUCACUGGAACUGAGAGGCUUUGGGGCUUAGAACCACGAAACCGCUGGACAAAUUCUUCGGAUACAGCAUCGCACUGCAGUAAAGAAUAUGAAGAAGAAGAUGAAGAAGAAGAUGAAAUUGACGUCGGAGAUUGCGAAACGAAUACUUCCCCACGCAGUAAGGACAACGAAGGCUCCAUUUGCAUGUCGCUUGCAAGCGCGAAAGCUCCCAGUGCUGUGGGCAGAUUACGAACGGUGGUAUCGACACCAAUUACAAUUACCAGCGGUUCGGCGCGGGACUUUCCGAUGACGGAAGGCGCUGCUCAGAACAGACAUUCAGUUGUUCAAGGAAGCAUAGAAAUUGGCAGGAGACCAAUUUACAUGCCUGAAAUAGCAGGGCUUCAACCUCUGGCUCCUACUAAAACAGACUCUAAAAGUGGUACAGGCCUUCCUGAAGAUGGAAGUCAGCUUUCAAUGGAGACAGACAACGGCGAGGAAUGUCGGCUGCCGUCCUCAGCGUCGCCUCCUAAAAUCGGGGAACAUUUUCCGAGUGAGUACGUCACAGCUGCGAGACUUGCCGAAGACGAUAUUUUCAUCAAGGCAGAGGGACGCCCGUUGAGAGCAAGGACGUAUUCCAUCACGGAACACGAGUUGACAACUCCUACUACGUCGCCAACGAGAAGCAGUGAAGACAAUAAUGUAGACUGUUCCUUCGGCGAAAGAAAAUUCUGCAGAAAGGAAGACGAUGAAACACUAAAUACGUUCACCCACGUCGCUGAGGAAUCGCCCGUGUUCAACGUCAGAGGCGCAGUACGAGAAUGUCCCACGGCUGAGACAGCCGGCGACGAAGUCAAUUACUCCCAAACAAUCUUGAGCGACGCGUAUGACCCUGGCAUGACGCCUACAGUUAUGAAGAGGAAUUUUCCGAGACACACCUCACCUCCAGCAAAUGCUCGUGAGGCUGACGUUUCUGUUUUAGUUGGAACUAACCUCAGUAAACCGCUUUCCGAAAGACACGGUGAUAAGGAGUCUUCUGCAAUGAAGCGCCCAGAAAAUGCGGAUAAACAGAGUCUUCGUGAACAACAAAGCUCACUCGUGCUUCGUUCCACUCAAAUAAACCGCACUCAGAUAUGUGGCAAACAAAGUUUCGAAGAAAAACUCAUUUCCAAUCAGGACGAACGCAAAACUCAGGUGGACAGUGACCAGUCUUCUGAGGACAGGGGCGAAUCCCCUCACAAGAGGUCUCAUUUGGACGACGACGACGACUACAAAUGGCGCUCGGUGGACAGAUGUGACUUACCACAUGAGGGGUCUCCCGUUAAAACUCGCAACCCAAUUACUGACGAAAAUGUCAUCGAAAACGGAAGGGAGUACAUCCCGAGAAACUCGCUUGUGGUGACACCCACCCAAGGCGCUGAUGAACAUCAUCUCGAAGAUAAGGGAGGCUUUCUCCGAAGCACUCCUUCAGAACCCCGCGUACAAAGUGCAGUUGUCGGAACGGAACGGAAUUCAUCUCUGGAAAACGAAACGGCAAUUAACAACCAACAGCGCGAGGAAGGCCGUGGCUUGUCUGCUCGAAACAACCAAAGAGAAUCCCAGCGGAUUCUACACGAUCAAAGUACCCCUCGUCAACGGAGCUCUGUGCUUGUCCGGUCGAGGGAACUGAGACCCGGAGGCGGAGAAACCGUCAUUCAACAAGUGGGCACUGCAAGUGGACCAGAACUCAGCACAGGAGUACAAGGACCUCCCCCCUUCUCUGCUGAGGAUUCUGCACUCAGGAGCCGCGUCCUCAUUUUGCUGUGGAUCCUGUUGGGCGAGCGAAGGCUGUGCGAAGUAGGGUACCCGGUGGAGCCCGUCCAUCGAGUCCUGUGGCGGGUCGUGGACGUCUGCUGUUCCGUGGCCGGUGUCAAGAGCGCCGCGGCGGUGCCACUGAACGCGGACCACGACUGUGGCUCGGACAUGCUGUGCUUCCGGGAUCACACGCACCGGUUCCUGGAGGUCUGUGCCCCAACGCGCGAGCAUUGGAAGCAAUUUGGCUGGGCAAGCCUCACCGUCGACGCGGUUGUCCGCAAGAUCUACGAUGAAGAACUGCUGCCUCUCCUCCGACUGCAAGUCCUACCGCCCGCCAUAGAGCGGGCGAUCUCCCAGCUGUCACACACGGACCACACGCCCAACCCCCAGCACGUCUCAGGGGGCAGCACUGCCGGAGGCAAGCUGCUGACCGCCGUGGUGAUGCCGACCAAGAAGAAGCGAGGCAGACCAGCCAAGAUAACCAACAAAGUUGACGAAGGGGGUCGCAUCGAGCGCGUCAUGUUGUGGCGUUUCCUGCUCAACCUGCUGGAGGACCCCAGGAACUCUCCCUGCAUCCACUGGGUGCAACGCGACGAGGGGAUCUUUCGUAUCCUGAACACGGACUGGCUUGCCCGGCUCUGGGGCCGGCGCCAUGGCAACCCCAGGAUGACGUACGAGAAGAUGGCGCGUGCCAUGAGGACGUACUACAGGUCAAAAGUGCUGCAACCUGUCCCACGACUCCGGAACUUGCCGCGCAAACUGGUGUACAAAUUUAAUCCGGCAGUUAUCCACAAGGUGGCAGCAAUGAAGCUGUCCUGUAGCACAUUCAGCGGCAGAGGACUGAACUAUAAUAACAACAUUAGCAAAUGACUGCAGCUUAAGCGAAGUCUGCACAAAUUUGUUUAAUUUGAGUUGUGACGGCCAGCUUGUUAACAACGUCGAUCUGUGAAACUCGUGAAAAGGAACAAUGGCCCAGAGUGGUCUGCAGUUUCCAAUAAUUUAAGGUGGAGGGACUUCAGAUUAGAAUGAGUUGGUGCUGUAUCUCGCGUAUUCCGGGAAACAAAAACCAUUCUCCAAGAGAAUUAAAAUACUAGGCAAAAUUAAUUUAAAACGCGUUGCCCUGUGUCGUCUUUACGCCAUUUAAAACGCCAUGAGCUCGGAAAGAAGAGAUACAACACUUGAAAAACUGCAGCGAGCGGAGAUAAUGUCUUUAAGGACAACGUCGUAAGAGGACUUUUUGCUGAGAACGAAUUAAGUUAAAAUAGACGAAUGACGUUAUCGUCCUCAAGCGUAAAUGAGCUAACAAAACAAAGAAUUCGCACACUCAAUUGACGAAGAAUAUCAAAUUUUUCAGUUUCAAGUCUUGUGCAAAUUGUCCCGGUUAAAUUAAUUUAAAAAACGCAGGGCCUAUUGCUGGCUUAAACCAAAGGAGGAUUUUAAUUUUAUUUAAGUGUGAAUGGUACCUAAAUUCAGCUGUUUUGUGUGUGAAAGACGUACAAAAUAUGAAGCUGAUGGUAGCAUCGCACAGUAACUCCUGAAGACCACGCAACCCACAACACACUAACGUCUCGACUUGUCUGCAACGAAUUCGUUUCAAAUCCGUGCAUUUGGUUCGAGUCGUGAAAUGAACUGUAAAUUACAGAUUCUUUAGACGCUGGUCUGUAACAAUCCUCGGUCUAUCGCUUUGCACUUUGAUAGGUCUGGCAGAUGCGCUGGGAAGUCGUGUUUUGUCUUAAUUCGUUCGUAAGUCCCAUACAACACAGCAUCCACGAUUGACGGCCGCUUGUCUGAGUCGAAAACAUUUCCUAUUCGGACAAGAACACAGGCCUCGAGCUUCGUUGCAGAUCUCCGAUUAGUCAUGUCAUUACGUAAAGUUGUCCUUGGCUAUUAAGAAAUAAUUACAGGUAGAACUAUUAAUUUAACUAAAACUGUACGUUUAAUAAAAUAUAAAUAAUUUUAACAAGA
Messenger RNA from Zootermopsis nevadensis, 4597 nucleotides. RefSeq lists its product as uncharacterized. Gene Ontology annotation, biological process: cell differentiation; regulation of transcription by RNA polymerase II. Lineage: Eukaryota; Metazoa; Arthropoda; Insecta; Blattodea; Termopsidae. Gene Ontology annotation, cellular component: nucleus. The record is from RefSeq and is a predicted model, not a curated record. Gene Ontology annotation, molecular function: sequence-specific DNA binding; DNA-binding transcription factor activity, RNA polymerase II-specific.